This is a messenger RNA of Episyrphus balteatus (marmalade hoverfly), 1857 nucleotides long. RefSeq names its product putative acyl--CoA ligase YdaB. Lineage: Eukaryota; Metazoa; Arthropoda; Insecta; Diptera; Syrphidae. The transcript has 3 exons. Gene Ontology annotation, biological process: fatty-acyl-CoA biosynthetic process; long-chain fatty acid metabolic process. Bases 122 to 1777 code for a protein of 551 amino acids. Gene Ontology annotation, molecular function: long-chain fatty acid-CoA ligase activity. The record is from RefSeq and is a predicted model, not a curated record.
GGUCAGUAAAACUAAUGGUGGAGUGCUUUUUACAAAUCUUUAAAAAAAAUGAAUCCUUGAUACAGUUGAGGCUUCUUAAAAAAAUCCAAUAUCCUUUAAUAAAGAAAAUAAAUCACAAAAAAUGACAAACAAAUACAAUGAAACCGAAAAAAUAUGGCACGGUCCAUCUGUUGAACAUAAUUAUCCCAACAUUGGUAUUGGCCAUUUGGUAUUGGAAAAGUUUAAAGAAACUGAUCCUGAACGAGUUCUAGAAGUUGAGCAUGAAUCUGGAGCCUCACUUACAGCAGGACAAAUUCGCACUCAAACAAUUACAGCUGCACAGAAUUUAAUGCGACUCGGAGUGAAGAAGGGCGAUAUUGUUAUCGUUUAUUCAAGAUCAAAUAUAAAAAUCACUCCUAUAACGUUUGCAUUGUACACCAUUGGAGCUACAGUGAAUUUCUUUUACUUGGAUUUGAAAGGAGAGGACAUCGAAUAUUAUUUUGAACUUAUGGAUCCAACUGCAAUCUUCUAUGAAGAAGAAUUCAAAACUGAUACAUUUCAAGCUCUUAAGAAUCUCAAGCUGUCUAAUUUGAAGCAUAUUUUAAGUUUAAACUCUGAAACUGAAUCAGUUGAUGAAAUUCUAUUUAAGCCAAUCGAUAACAUUGAGAACUUUCAGCCGCCUGAUAUUGGAGAUCCAAAUGAAUUAGCAGCACUUUUGACUUUCACCUCCGGUUCCACAGGAAGGCCCAAGAUAAGUGUGCAUUCACAUUCCAUGAUGUUGCUAGGACUUCACAAAAAGUGGUGGCAUAUGGAGCCGAAAAGUGUAGUUUGUGUUUUAUCAGACCUUCGUUGGAUAAGUCAAAUUGAGCUUAUGUUGCAACCGGUCUUUUAUGACGUCAUCCGAAUAUACACGUCAAAAUGUGAAAAAGAUUUCGACGAUUCUUAUGAAUAUGAAUUAUUUUAUAGCAACAAAGUCACUCAUUAUUGUACGGUUUCAAUACUUCUAUUAAAAACACUUCAAGACAUUGACAAAACUAAUCAAAUAUCAAAGUUGAGUUAUUUGCGAGUGAUUCUAUUGGGUGGUGAAGUUGUUACCAAGUCGUUGCUUGAUUAUGCGGCGGAAAUAAUCCCACAUUGUAAGAUUAUCAAUUCUUAUGGAAUGACUGAACUUUAUGGAAUUAUAUCUUCUGAUGAAAAAGUAUUUGGGAAAAUUGUUAAUAGAGGUAUUUUAGCUAAUGGGUAUGAAUUGAAAGUUAUUGAUGAACACGGAAAUCAUUUGGGACCGAAUGAAAAGGGUCGAUUGUGUUUGAGAUCAAAGGUACCAUUGAUUGGAUACUUUAAAAAUGACAAAGCCAACAGGGAACAUUUGAAAGGAGAUGGAUGGUAUACAACGGAAGAAUAUGGUUACAUGGAUUCUGACCAUUUAUUAAAUGUUGUUAUAAGAUACAAAUAUCUUCUGAGGUAUUAUGGACAAGUUAUCGUUCCAACUGAAAUUGAAAAUAUCGUCAAUAGUCACCCGAAUGUUUUAAUAUCAGCUCUCGUUGGAUACCCAGAUCCAGAAAAUAUUGAUUCAGAAAUAGGAACAAUAUUUGUUGUUCCAAAAAACUAUUCUCAGUCUGAUGGUAUUGAAGAUGAACUGCUAGUUUUGUUAAGAAAAAAUCUCACAAAAGACCAAACUAAGUUGGUACGAUUUUUGAAAGUUGUUGAGAAAGCUCCUAUGGUUAAUGCAUGUAAAGUUGAUCGAGUUGCAUUGAAGGAAACAGCUGCUAUUGAAUCGGCCAAUUACUUGAUGAUUUGAAAUUAAUUUUAUUAAAGAUCUCACGUAGAAGAAAAAAAAUUCUUAUUUAUACCUAAAUUAAAAAUAUUGAGUGUAUAAAU